Molecule: messenger RNA, 2792 nt
Organism: Cololabis saira (Pacific saury)
Lineage: Eukaryota; Metazoa; Chordata; Actinopteri; Beloniformes; Belonidae
Gene: pnn
Product: pinin, desmosome associated protein
Exons: 9
Coding region: 48-2141 (697 amino acids)
Cellular component (GO): catalytic step 2 spliceosome
Source: RefSeq, a predicted model, not a curated record
GGCGCAGAAGCAGCAGCAGCGACAGCUUCGCGCUGAGUAGAAACAAGAUGGCGGUGGCGGUGCGAAGUCUGCAGGACCAGCUCGAGAAAGCCAAGGAAGGCUUGAAAAACGUGGACGAUAAUAUUCGUAAAUUGACAGGACGCGACCCCAAUGACUCAAGGCCGGGACAGUUCCGUCGGCUCAGCGGCCCCAUGGCAGGCGUCGGAGGAGGAGGACCAGGAGGAGGAGGAGGAGGAGGGAUGGGGAUGGGAGGUAGAGGCAGAGGACUCAACCUGCUCAGGCGCAGUCUCUCAGACAUGGGAAGCGGCGGCCCCCCUGCCAAGCAGAGAGACAUUGAAGGAGCCCUGCUGAGGCUGGCAGGGGACCAAAGGGCCAGGAGAGACAUGCGCCACGACAGCGACGCCGAGGAUGAUGACGAUGUCAAAAAGCCGGCGUUGCAGUCGUCUGUUGUAGCUACCUCCAAGGAGCGAACGCGCCGAGAUCUCAUUCAAGAUCAAACCAUGGAUGAGAAGGGCAAACAGAGAAAUCGGCGCAUGUUUGGUCUGCUGAUGGGGACGCUGCAAAAAUUCAAACAGGAAUCCAACGUCUCUACAGAAAAGCAAAAGCGACGUACAGAGAUAGAGCAGAAGCUCGAGGUUCAGGCCGAGGCUGAAAAGAAAAAAGUGGAGAGUGAAAAGAGGGAGUUGUUUGAAGAGAGGAGAGCCAAGCAGACAGAGCUGAGACUACUGGAACAGAAAGUGGAAUUGGCUCAGCUGCAAGAGGAGUGGACCAGCCACAACAACUAUCUGGUGAAAUUCAUCCGUACAAAGACUAAGCCUCACAUCUUCUUCGUACCAGGAAAAAUGUGCUCCGCAUCACAAAAACUCCUCGAAGAGUCCACUAAGAAACUUAAUGGCGUUUUUGAAGAAAGGCGCGAGGCAUUUACUGAACACCUGAGCAAGAUGGAGUUGCGCCCUCGGCGACAGCUCAACCGCGACCAGGACAUCAACACAGCCACAAGGACGGACCAUCCGGCGGAGGGUAAGCCAGCAGGUCAGGUAGCGAAGAUGACAGGUAAAAGGAGUCUUGCAGGGAUGGAAGGAGAGGAUGAGGACGAGGAUGACGAAGAGGAGGAAAGGGAGAAGGAGGAGGAUAAAAAGAUGACAGAGGGAGAGGAUGGGGAGGAGAAGGAGAAGGAAGAGAUGAAGAAGAUAGAGGAGGAGGAUGAGGAGGAGGGAAUGGAGUUGAGAGAGGAGGGAGAGGAGAAGAAGCAGAAGGAGAAGGAGCAGAAGGAGAAGGAGCAGAAGGAGAAGGGAGAUAAGGAAGCAGGUCCAGAGUCAGAGGAGAUGCAGGUGGAGCAGGGAGUAGAAAUGGAAGAGAAGAAUAAGGAAGAUAAUGCAGAAACAGGCAGUAAGCAAGGAUCCACAGACCUCCCAGAGGAAAAGGCUGUAGACGGCAGGACAGUAACCUCUGAAGCAGCUACAGGCAGUCAGGAAGCAUCAGGCACUAGCAUCACUAGUCUUAAGGCCGAGCCCAGCCUCACUGUUCCAGAACCAGCCGUGCAGUCUCCGGUGAAAGAGCCCUCUCCUGCUAAAGAACCCCAAACAGCCUCCAGCACCCUUAAACAGGAGCCCACAGGCCCCGUAUGUAAUGUCCAGGAUUCUGUUGUCGAGAACCAAAUAACGGAAGCUAAGCCAGCAGAGGAGGCUCCACAAAAACCGCUCAAUUCCCAGGAAGCCCCUGUCACAACCCCUGCAAAGGAGGCUAACGCCAGCAGAGGGAGGAAGAAGGAAAAACAGAGGAAACGUCGCAGUAACAGCUCAUCGUCCUCUUCGUCUGGCUCAUCUUCGGGGUCUUCAUCUAGCGGUAGUUCCUCUUCUUCCUCUGGAUCCAGCCACUCGUCGUCGUCCUCAUCGUCCUCUUCGUCAAAAAGCAGCAGCCGAAGCCGCAACCGAGACGCCGGCAAGCGCAAGAGGAGGGCGUCGGAUAGAAGCAGGGACAAGAAGAAAGAAGACAAGAGUCACCGCAAGAGGGGAGGAAGUAGCGGAGGAGGGAGGGACUCGAAGGGCUCAAGGAAGAGGAGGAGCGAAGAAGGAAGGGGCAGGUCUUCCCGGAGUGAUAGGGAGCAUAAAGAUAGAGACAGGAAGGACAAGAGGCGCUAACGUGACGUGUAAUCAGAGCUUCUGUAAAGACAGUGAAAGGUUAAUUAACCUCCACCUAUUUUGUCAUGAGAUGAGUUUUUAAAACGCAUUUCUCCUUAAAAACCGUUUUUACCGUUGGAAGUUUUAACAAAGGAGGAAUUCUCUGUCAGAUUUGUAGCCAAACUGAAUCACAAUAGUGGAUGAUUGGUAAUUUUCCUUAAUGUUUUUUUUGUUUUAGUUGGUAAACAAACUUGCACUGUUUUCACUGCAAAGCAUCUUGUUUUUAUUUGUCUCUCAUUUGACCUUUUAGUGGUCGGACUUGAGAGCCACUGUUUUUGUCCCAUCAAUUUAAAUCCAGAUGGCGAGAAUGAUAGUGUGAGAAGAAACAUGUGACAAGUUAUUAAUAAAACGGUAUUCAGAAUGAUAAGAAAAAAUGGUGUUGAAUGUUUUUCACCGAAAUGCCGAGGCUGGGUAUGAUGGUGGUGGUAGCUGGGACAUUCACAAACAGUAAUUGUAUUUCAAGUUGGGACAAUGCUGUUCAUCCAAUUUUAUUCCCGCCCAAAAAUGAUUAUCAAGUGUGAUUUGCUCAGCUGCUGUAUUUUGACAGUUUUGUUGUUGUUUUUUGUAACACCUGAUAAGUGCUUCAAAUUAAAGGUAAAAUAUUAGUGGAAA